Messenger RNA from Malania oleifera, 2665 nucleotides. Its product is annotated as polyadenylate-binding protein 8-like. Gene Ontology annotation, molecular function: RNA binding. The transcript has 9 exons. NCBI's taxonomy places the organism in Eukaryota, Viridiplantae, Streptophyta, Magnoliopsida, Santalales, Ximeniaceae. Gene Ontology annotation, cellular component: ribonucleoprotein complex. The record is from RefSeq and is a predicted model, not a curated record. The coding region runs from base 521 to 2473 and encodes 650 amino acids.
ACUCGCCGUUGGAUUAGCUGGCCAGUGUGACGCUUGACCUUGUCAGGUGGGCUCGGAGAUCUGACGGCUAAGAUUUAACGCUCAAUAUUACAUUAGGGUUUAGAGCGACACGUCCUCACUAUAUAAACUUCGCUGCCACCAAAACCGCCGCCGCAGUGCAGGUCUAGCUGCCCUCCGCACGCUUUCUUCUCGCCUACCCUCUUCGUCUCCGGCGCCGCCAUCGCCGCCGGUUCGCGCGACCUGUCCUCCGUCGGACCUCCGACCAUCUAUCUCUCCUCACCCUUCCCUCUCCUCCUCUAUCCUAAAUCUAGAAAAGAAAAGAAAAGACAAAAAUUUUUAUCUAGUAGUAUCAGGGGUCUUCUGUCGAACAUCUGGUGUGCGUUUUCUCAAAUUUCGUCUACAGCGUCACUUUGUUCUUCCUAAGUUUGAUUCGCAAUAACAAGAGGAGAGGGAAGAAAGAAAAAAAGAAAAAAAUCAGAAAAGGGAAAAAAAAAGAAAAAAUAUUGUUGAUUUUUUGGACAUGGCACAGGUUCAGGUUCAGCCUCAAGCUCCUAUCAAUGGUGUGGCGGGUGCCGCUGCAGGCAACCAAUUUGUUACGACGUCGCUGUACGUGGGAGACCUCGAGCUGAGUGUGACUGAUUCGCAGCUUUAUGAUCUGUUUAAUCAGCUGGGACAGGUAGUUUCUGUUCGGGUUUGCAGGGACUUGAGUACCCGCAGAUCUCUUGGUUACGGUUAUGUCAAUUAUAGCAACCCACAAGAUGCUGCAAGGGCAUUGGACGUGCUGAACUUCACUCCUCUUAAUGGAAAACCCAUUAGGAUUAUGUAUUCACAUCGUGAUCCUAGUCUUCGCAAAAGUGGGGCAGGGAACAUAUUUAUUAAGAAUUUGGAUAAGGCGAUUGAUAACAAAGCUCUACAUGAUACAUUUUCAACCUUUGGAAACAUUCUCUCUUGCAAGGUGGCUACAGAUUCCUCUGGUCAGUCAAAAGGCUAUGGUUUUGUACAAUUUGAUAAUGAGGAAUCUGCUCAACAAGCUAUAGAAAAGCUGAAUGGUAUGCUUUUGAAUGAUAAGCAAGUUUUUGUGGGACCCUUUGUUCGCAAGCAAGAGAGAGAAACAGCUGUUAGCAGGACAAAAUUCAAUAAUGUCUUUGUAAAGAAUCUCUCAGAAUCAACAACAGAGGAAGAUUUGCAGAAAAUUUUUGGCGAAUUUGGAACAAUAACAAGCGUUGUAGUGAUGAGGGAUGCAGAUGGGAAAUCUAAGUGCUUUGGUUUUGUCAACUUUGAGGAUGUGGAUGAUGCUGCUAGGUCUGUUGAGGCUCUUAAUGGACAGAAAUUUGAUGAUAAAGAAUGGUUUGUUGGGAAAGCACAGAAAAAAUCUGAAAGAGAGGUUGAACUAAAACAGCGAUUUGAGCAGAGUAUGAAGGAGGCAGUUGACAAAUAUCAAGGGGUAAAUUUAUACAUAAAAAAUCUAGAUGAUAGCAUUGGUGAUGAUAAACUUAUGGAACUGUUCUCUCCGUUUGGUACCAUUACUUCGUGCAAGGUUAUGCGUGACCCUAAUGGAAUAAGUAGAGGAUCAGGUUUUGUUGCGUUUUCAACUCCUGAAGAGGCAUCUAGGGCUCUUGUGGAUAUGAAUGGCAAAAUGGUCAUUAGCAAGCCUCUUUAUGUUGCACUUGCCCAACGAAAAGAGGAUAGAAGAGCAAGGUUGCAGGCACAAUUUUCUCAAAUGCGUCCUGUUGGAAUGGCGCCUUCAGUCGCCCCUCGAAUGCCAAUGUACCCUUCUGGUAGUCCAGGUCUUGGACAACAAAUUUUCUAUGGUCAAGCACCACCUGCUAUUAUUCCUCCCCAACCUGGAUUUGGGUAUCAGCAGCAACUUGUUCCUGGCAUGAGGCCUGGUGGGGCUCCCAUGCCAAACUUCUUUGUGCCUCUUGUUCAGCAGGGUCAACAGGGUCAGCGUCCUGGUGGCAGGCGAGCUGGAGGUGUUCCUGUGCAGCAGAACCAGCAGCCUGUUCCACUAAUGCAGCAGCAGAUGCUUCCAAGGGGGCGUGUCUACCGUUAUCCCCCAGGGCGUGGCUUGCCAGAUGUUCCUAUGCCAGGUGUUGCUGGGGGCAUGCUUUCUGUUCCAUAUGAUAUGAGUGGCAUGCCAAUGCGUGAUGCAUCUAUGUCUCAGCAAAUUCCAAUUGGUGCUUUGGCUAGUGCUCUUGCAAAUGCGACUCCUGAACAGCAAAGAACAAUGUUGGGUGAGAAUUUGUACCCACUUGUGGAGCAGCUGGAGCCUGAGAUGGCAGCUAAGGUGACAGGCAUGCUUCUCGAGAUGGACCAGACUGAGGUCUUGCACUUGCUUGAGUCACCAGAAGCUCUGAAAGCAAAGGUUGCAGAGGCCAUGGACGUGCUGAGGAAUGUUGCCCAGCAGCAGCAGGCUGGCAACACGGCUGAUCAACUGGCAUCCUUGUCACUGAACGAAAAUCUUGUUUCCUAAGUGCGAUGCUUUUAUCUUGAAACAUCAUGGUUGUGGUUGUGGAUUUGCAACAGUUUUAAGGUUUUCAUUCUGAUGCUAGGGUAGGCACUGGUUUUGGUGUUUGCGAGGAGUUGCUUCUUAAAUUAUUCUGAAUGUUGUGACAUUAUGCUUUAAUUUUUGCCAUGCACUUAGAAGCACUCGUGUUGCUUUUUU